Messenger RNA from Xyrichtys novacula (pearly razorfish), 2576 nucleotides. The record is from the annotation of a GenBank genome assembly. NCBI's taxonomy places the organism in Eukaryota, Metazoa, Chordata, Actinopteri, Labriformes, Labridae.
AUGGCAAUCACCUUUAUUCUAAUUACUUUCCUACCAUCACCAUGCUGUCAGCUGCUCUGCAGUUACCCCCACUACACACAACUUGUCACUUUUCCCCCUGCGGUGGUGCAGACUGUCACAAUGAGCCUCCGAACUGCCUUCUUCACUCUCUCACUCUCUUGUUUUUGUUUGCUCUCUUCGUCCCCCUCCUCACAUCCACAAUCGGCUAAGAAAUCAGGCUGCUUCAAAGUCAACAACUGUAAAUGCAUCAUGAAAGAUGGCAGCGGUGUGAUUAACCUGAAAGCUAUGGGAGAUGCAGACGGUUUCCUGGGGCGUUUGAGACCUGUGUCCACAGAGAACCUGCCAGCCGAUGUGGAGCUCCUCCUGUCCUUCAGUCCCUGCCAACCUUUUUCUCAGCCAGAGGAGCUGACAGGAGCCGACUGCACCAACGUUGCUGCAUGCCUCGUUGCCAGGUAAAGAGGACGAAACCUGGAGCUAAAAUGUAUAUGAUAUAACUGGGUUGUUGUACUGUUAUGUUGUGUUUUUUCAGCUUUUUAAUCCAAAAUGAGUUUCUAUCAGUCAGACAUUUUUGUUUUGUUUUCAGGCAGGGCCCAAAAAGAGUUCCUAUGUCGUGUAGAAUAUUGAUAAAACAAAGAAUUUGAUGGUUGAGACCUAAUAUGUAAAACCUAUACAUAAUCGAGAAUAGUGUAAAGAUGACAUAUAUGUUGGAACUAAAAAAUUUUACUUUUUUAUAAGAUAUACAUCCACAUUUUGAAUUUCAUACCAGCAACAUGCAUCACAGGAGCAGGUUUACCAUUGUUCUGUGACUGAUUGGGAACCAAGGAGACCAGUUUCUGGGGUUGUAAAGUAAACUUUUGUCCCAGUCUUGAUUUAGGAUUUCAGCUGCUCAACAGUUAGCGCUUUCCUCCAUCAGGUUUCUUUGUGUCGCAAUACACCACUAGUUUUUAAUGGGUGACAAGUUGGGACUUUGGGGAGGCCAGUUUGACACCUGGACUCUUCUACGCUGCUGUUCUUGAUUGCUGUUGUUAGACGCAGAGUUUUGUUGUGCUUAAAUAUGAAAGUUCCUCCCUGAGAAAGGCACAGAUGGACAGACUGGCAGUUUCAAAUUACCUUUCAAGUUGGAAGAUGUUCCCUCUGGUGGUUCUCAUAGUAUUACAUAACUUUUCAAAUAUUUUCUCAUCCCUGUCCCAACUUUUUUUUUUAAUCGUUUUUGCAUGAAACCUAAAAUUGACAUAAUUUUCAAAAACAAACACAUAUUUCAACUUCAGUUUUGCAUGAUACUGAAGGAAAUGAUUUCAAGUAUUUGCAAAUCAUCACAAUCCAACAAGUUUGUAAUUAAGUUUGUACCUUUUGAUGCCUCUAUUGUUCCCUUGAGCAUUCAUAAACCUGCUUUUGUUUACUAAUGAUUACUUUUAUUGCUGAUUUGUAUGUUUUACUGGUCUUAAAAUUAGGAAGAAAACCUCUGUUUUUGUCAUAUGAUAUUUCACCCUAUGAAAAGGUAUCACAAGCUCAACAGAUUUAUUAGCCGCUACUUCAGCUAUGGAAGACACGAGGGGAAUGAAUUCCACUACAACGACACCCUAAGGACACUGUCUGUCUCCUACUUUUGUGAGUGAUAGACCAAAUAUUGUGUAUAUAUCAAGUCACUGCUUUUUCUUCUGUGUUGUGUGAUGAACUAAGAGUGCGUCUUCUUCUGUCCAGCUCAUGAGCAGCAGCCACUCACAGUGGUGCAUUACCACUGCAACCCAAAUCAGUCUACGUCCUACAUCCAGGACCUGAUUCUGAGCACAGAGGAGCCCCUGCAGAUCUGGGUGGAGAGUCCUUGUGCAUGUCCGAAUGCCUGUGCCAUGGGAGAUCUGGGUCUGGGCACUAUUUUCCUCAUAAUCCUCUCCAUCAGUGCUGCUGCAUACUUUAUCCUCGGUAUUCCUCUUUGUGAUAUUUCAACAGUAUAAUGAUGUUGUAGAUAAAAAUACAAAAUAGAAGAACUUGACUGAAAUGUAUGUCGAUCUACAGAAUCUAAUGUUUGAUAUCAUAGACUGUAAAUAGAAAGGACUGCUUCUGUCUCCUCACUGGGUCAAGCCUCUGUGAGAACAGCACCCCCUGGUGACGGGCUACAGUAUAGGUCAUAAAUCCCACCCCUUAUAGAAAACUUAAAGGUGGGGUAGGCAGGAAUCCAUUAAAGAAGCAAUUUUUUUUUUGUGGUGUAUAUGGGGUCAUCAGUCUCACUUUCAACCUGUCUUAUUAAGAGCAAAAAAACUUUCAAAUGAGACGCAAAUAAAGCAUGAUGAAUUCUUUUUGUUUAUUUUGUCUCAUUACAGUAAAACAGAGAUAUGGCAGUUUAUCUUUUACACAGUGCAUGUGUGAAUACAGCUUUGCAUUUGAUCUUAUGAUGAGUGAAACAAAGACAUCUGUCCUCCACUGUGUUCACAGGCUCCUGCGCUCUGAGGCCUUUUCGAAGCAGCAGUGGAGUCCAGAUCUCUCCGGAGCACAGUGUGUGGUGUAUGGUCUGCUACCUCUGUACCGAGAGACGGCCAGCGAGGAGACACUAUGCAGACAUGACACACUGUGAAGGAUAA